This is a messenger RNA of Porites evermanni, 5153 nucleotides long. NCBI's taxonomy places the organism in Eukaryota, Metazoa, Cnidaria, Anthozoa, Scleractinia, Poritidae. The record is from the annotation of a GenBank genome assembly.
AUGAAUGUGUUGGCGCAACGAAAUAUCGGCCAAAUGGAUGUUACGGGAACCGUGUUGUUGAAUGACUGUCCUAUUAGAUCGGACAUGACUUCCAUGUCUGCAUAUAUUCAACAAGAAGACCUUUUUGUGGGAACUUUGACUGUAAGGGAACAUCUUACUUUUCAGGUGAGCGAUCUAAAAUGCUAAACGAUUUCUUUUGAAAACCAAAGAUGGCAUCUUCCAACUUUUUAAAUUAUAGUUCUCUUAAUAAUAGAAGGAAUUCGGAACAGCUUGUAAACAACUAGUAUAAGAUAUCAACAGAACACUUCUGUAUUAUGCGGCGCCAAGAACCACUUGAUGCUUCCGAGUGGGCAUGGAGAUCCCUGAUGAUGGUGUCAGUGAUAAAGAUAGUAAACGUACGCAACAGGACGGGGUAAAAAAGAGGAAGGCAAACAUUGUGUGAUAUGCGGCGUGACAAAAUUUAGCUUGAAAAACAUUUCCUCCAAGUUUCCUUCCUUUAAACAGAUCUUUUCGUAAAAGACUAUUGUAGUACUGCAUAUAUACAGUAUAUUUCUGUAAUUUCGUGAUCUUCCUAAUAAACCUGAUGAACACUGGUUUUGGCCAGUCGAAAUACGUAUCGUAACUACAGUCUUUUCACGUCCUUGCAGUUAUCUUUUUGACAAUAUAUAUAUAGGGCCGUUUAAACGAGGAAAAAUAAGACGCGUCUUACAUAGGACGCGUCCUAAAUAAGACUCAAACUAUCCCGUAUAAACGGCACAUUUCGUUUGAAAUUUAGCUAAGACGCGUCUUAUCUAAUAACAGCCCCUCACACCUAUUCUUCGACAAGACGCGUCUUUUCUAAGUCGCGUCUUAAUGUGCCGUUUAUACGGGAUGGUUUGCUUCUUAUUUAGGACGCGUCUAACGAAAGGCGCGUCUUAUUUUUCCUCGUAUAUUUUAUUUAUACUUUUUAUUAAUUUUAGGACUGAUCGCGAUCGUUUUUGAUUCAACGUUGAGCAAGUUUGAUCGUACAAGGUUUUUUGCAGUGGUCUUGCACCUUAACGUUUCAUCCGGGGAAAUUAAAGUACGACGAAACACUCAUGUAAUAGCCCUUUCAGGUUUUUCACACGCAAACUUUUUGCCGUCCUGUUGCGUAAGCUCACUAAUUUUGUCAUGAUAAAAACAGUGAUGAUGAUGAUGAUUAUGAUCCUGAUGAUAAAAACGAUGAUGGCGGUUACGAUGAGGACGGUUCUAAUUAUAAUGAUGACACCUUACUCAUGUUCUGAUUCAUUCUGUUUCUGAAGGCUUCCCUGCGUAUGAACGGACAUGUUUCCCGUGAACAACGGAUUGCACGAGUCCAGGAAGUGAUGCUUCAGGUAACAAAACACAAAAAGUAUCGUUUGUUGGGGAGGAUACCCUAGAAUAGUAAUGACGAUAAUGGGGUGUGAAUGGUGCCAAUAGGCCAUUUCCGAGUUCCCCUGGGCCUCGGUUUCAAAACGAGGGUAGGUGCUCAGCCUUUGAUAUGGAAACCAUUUUUCAUUCUCAUCGAAAUAAAACUCAUUUUCACAAGAAAGGUUGUGCACCUAGCCUCCUUUCGAAAGUGAGGGUUUUUGGAACUCGGAAGUGGCCUAUUUGUUAGUUUCCAUCAGCCAACGAACGUGAUCCAAAAGGGUCAUUUUGUCCAGGCAUAAAAAUCAGUCAAAAAUUAUCUACCAAGAAUACAACCUAAGAAGACGUAAGAGCCUCACUCCUACCUACCCUUCCACACUCUUGGGAUGCCUUCUUUCAAUCUACUUCGCAUCCAUUCCACCGUUUGGCGUGCCAACGACAAUCAAUGGAGCAGGGUCGUUGUUUCAUGCAGAGCUCUAAUUUGUUUCACUUGUGCUUCUUUCAUAGUUUGGUCUGACUAAAUGCGCUGAUACUUUCAUUGGAAUACCAGGACGGCUGCAAGGAAUUUCGGGCGGAGAAAAGAGAAGGCUCUCGUUUGCUUCAGAGGUAUCAGUUUGUUUACCAAGUAUAGUUUCAAUUCAAGAGUAGACUAUUUAAAUUUCGAGAUAUGGGGUCGCGUUGGGAGAGGUACCGGUGUCGUGGGCGGUUUGGCUGAUUUAGUUCGAACAAGACUACUAAGAGUCCUGUAAGACUGUGCCAGCACUUCUUCCUCUAAGAGUGCCUGGGUGCCUUUAAAUUUCAGCAGUAGCAAAUCUAGCGGAGGGGCCCAGGGGCUGGUAGGCGCUGGGGCGACUUGGUAUCGGCACUUGAAUAUCUAAAAUGUAACAGUUUACCCAAACGUCAUUGUCGAAACAUGAGCUUAGCAGCGAGUGCAAAGCAGUGACUGCCCGAUAACUAACAAAAGCAGUGUUCACACAGGGACCCGCUGUCCGCUUGUGUACCAAAGUACCAAGUACAAGGUCUCCGCACCUUGGCCGAAUUCUAGCAUGGGUAUUUGGUAAAAAGGGUGUGUUCACAUUAGCACUCGGGCAAUGUGCCGAGCACUAAACGUGAACGCUGGAUUAGAGCCUAGAUGACCGGGAACCCCUUAUCUGAUGAUCCGGAAUCCUCCAAUGAGUAGUGAAUAAAUGAGAGAAAGCUGCGCAUUCUCCUUAGUUAUUUCAUUAUCCUGACCAUUGGUCAGAGCGGGAAUCACACCUGGGCUAGUCUGGAUUGAAGUCUUGUUCCCAGCCAACUGAACAAACUACUUCAUCUUUAAUUUUGUACAUCAGAUCAUUACAGACCCGCCCUUGCUGUUCGCUGAUGAACCAACUUCCGGUCUUGAUUCGUUCAUGGCACAGAAUUUGGUAUCAACAAUGCAGCAGCUUGCUGAUCAAGGAAGGACAAUCAUUUGCACCAUUCAUCAGCCUUCCUCUGAAGUGUACGCCAUGUUUCACAGGUACAAUACGUCGAUAUGUGAAAAGAGGACAAGAUGCAAUAACUUAUACCAGUUAUCAAGUUAUCAUGACUAAUUAAGUCGAAGAAUUUUCUGAAAGAGAGGCUCCGCCCCAAGUUCCAGACCGUUGCUACUUUUUAUACCAUUUUUGACCGAAAGGGUAGCCCUUUCGUGUACCUUCUAUUAAUAAAAAGGAAAAUGGUACUGAAUAAUGUAGACUAAAUCGCUAAAAGAGAAAAUCUUCAUGUUAAUUAGUUUAACGUUUAAUAAAUUGAAAUUACAUAGCAAGAAGGAGCGUCGUUUGGAAGCAUUUAAAGUAAAGGACCGUUAAAGGACUUUCUACCCUUUUAUAUACUUGAAAUUGCGAAUCCCUACCUUUUGGUGUAACUCGCCUUGAAAAAAAUGUCUCCGCCAUUAUAAAGAGUGCCCCUCCCCACCCUGGAAAUUAAGUAUGCUUACACAGGACUGUGAGCCUUAAGUAAGUAACAUAAGUAAGCAGAAGAUAUUCUGACUGCCUUUAUUCCACUGAAGAUUUUUGAAUUGAUCUUAAUUGUCUCACUUUCGCACUCGACAGAACUCAUUUCCUAAUGUUUUUUUCUAUUUUCAUUUUUUAUUUUAGUAUUUUGAUGCUGGCUGAAGGUAGAAUUGCCUUUAUGGGAUCCACGGAAAAUGCCAUCCACUAUUUUAAAUGGUACACUACGAAAACAGUGUUUACAUGUUGAACGUUAUUUAUGGGUUUCAUACUUGAGUUUACCAAGUUUAAGUUUCGUGCUGUUUUCGUUGAAUAUCGAGAACAUAUAGUCAGUUUUAAAUGUAUAAUGCGUUUAAAUGUGUAACAUUGAUAGAGAGUUUAUAUUCUAUUGAUAAUUUAGUGAAAUAAUUUAUUCAAAGCAGUAAGGUUUUUUCAUGUAAGUAUGUUUUGGUACUUUUAAAGGGAGUGACAUGCCUAUUUUUGCCAUUUUCAUAGCAUUCUUUUGGAUAAAAAGGAAUACACCUAUUUCAGUUAAGGUUGCUUCAGAGAAGAAUGAUGCAUGAUCCAUGUUUCAUAGCCCGCGGUGCAUUAUUAUAGUAAGUCUAGUAAAUUAUGUGCCUGCAACGAGCCUAGAAACCUAGAAAGCAAACGCUGCGGACGCUUCUAUGCUAUGUCAGCAGAACGUUAUAUUUUAAGACAAUGUAUUUCAAAACACUGAAUCCUAGGCUUUUUAAUUUAAGACAGUGAUUUGAGGUUAGGUUUUUCUCUGUGGUAAUAUGCAAAUGCUGCAAGUUUUCAACGAGUUUUCUUGGCUCCGUGCACGUGGGAAUUUUGGAUGGAGUUUAAAAAAAAUCAAAUAAAGUUCAAGGCGUUUGUUGAACAGCAAUAAAGAACUUAACAUUACGUGUUUAUCUAGUUUUAAGGCAUUUUUUAAAAAACUGAAUAAAAAAAGAAUAGCAUUGAUUUGAUUUAUUGAAAUAAACAGCAUUCUGGCCCAUGUAAAAAACGCAGCUUAAUCAGGCGGGCCUAUUCAAUCAUUUAAUGUUGUUAAAAGAAAUAAUUAGUAAUAAGUAAUUUUUUUACUAUGAGAUUUUAAAAAUGAAAAUUUUCAGCUCGCUAAUGCUUAAGAAUUUUAGCAGCCAUUGGACUUGAAAGCUCUCUUGAACGCCUUUUUACAAAUGGUCUCCAUUAUUUCAAUGAACGUGAACAAGAUUAAACUUCCCGCUACAAAAGGGUUUACCAUAGUGCACUGCAGGCUAUGAAACAAGUUUCACGGGAGCAACCUUAAUUGAAAUAGGUGUAUAAACAAAGCGAAAUUUUUCUUCACUUUUCGUAAUCAUACUUAAUUACGAACUUUUUGUUUAAAUCAACUGGCAAUGUUGCUAAUAGUCAAAUAUUGUAAACUUUAAUCUUUUUUUUUUCUUUAUACGUCUGUAAUGUUUGUUUUGUAUUUGCGGUUUGUGGUACUAAAGGUACUAUAUACAGUAUAUGCUAUGAGUACUACAGGAAAAGAAUUGGCCUAUCUAUCGUCUGGUGAUAGGUAGGCCAGUGUAAGUAUAAAACACAAAAAAAGGACAAAAAAAGAACUCUGUACUCUUGAAAACCCUGUUUUCCUUUCAUUUUGCAUUGGAUUCACAUUCAAAUUCCUAGGUAGCACAUUACAAUGCCAAAAUGUCAUGGCACUGCUCUUUUAACUCGUACAUUGCUUUCACUCACAGCUUAGGUUAUCCUUGUCCUGACAAUUUUAACCCAGCUGACUUCUUUGUCCGUACCCUGGCCAUCAAGCCUGGCGAUGAAGAAAACUGUCGCAAGAGAGUUAAG